CCCAAACGCUCUUGGCCUUGCACCCCCCUCCCUAGCUAGCUAUAUCUCCCCCUCGUCUCCCAUCAGGCCAUCACACCACUAGAAGCCUAGCACAGGCACCAACCAACCAAACCCGGCCGCCCACCCCCUUUCUUCUCUCUCUCUCUCUCUCUAGCUAGUUCCCAAAUCGCGGCAGCAAGUGUUGCAGGCAGCAACAACAGAUCCGAUACAUACUAGGUUCCGUUGCAUCACACAUCAGUCACCCCAACCCGAACCAUCAAAUCACAAACCCAGACCAGACCAGAUCGAUCCAUCCAUCCAUCGUGUACACGAUCGAAUACAUACUGCCCGCCCACCACACCACCGGUCAAAUCACACCCCGCGAACGGAGGAUCGAUCGAGGAGAGAAAGGAAAAAGAGGGGGCCGGCUGGCCGGAGAGAACAAUCAGUUACAGUAGCUCGACUAGCCAGCCACCCGCGCUUGCUUCCAUCCUUUCCCGUUCGCUGCUGCGUCAAAUCGAUCGAGCUCGAGCCCAAGAAACCCCGGCCAGCACUCAGCAGCUAGUGGCCAUGUCGUCGUCCUCCUCCUCCGGGGCCUCCGUCGCCGCCAGCUUCACGCCGGUAUCGCAGCAGCAGAUGGCGGCUGUGGAGAACCUCCCGCCGCCGCCGCCGCAGCAGCAGCAGCUGGCCGUGCAGGAGGAAGCGCCGCCCGGCUCCGAAUCCGAGCAGCUCUGCUACGUGCACUGCCACUUCUGCGACACCGUCCUCGUCGUGAGCGUGCCGAGCAGCAGCCUGCUGAAGACGGUGACGGUGCGAUGCGGCCACUGCAGCAGCCUGCUCACCGUCAACAUGAGGGGCCUCCUCUUCCCGACCACCACCGCCACUCCGGCCGCCUCCGCUGUCACCACACUCACUGACAUCUCGUCUCCGCCUCCAACCACUGCCGGAGGAUCUCACCACGGCCAGCAGUUCCAGUACUCCUCCCCAGCCCACUCGCUCAACCUCGCGCCCGGGCCCGGCGGCAACAUCCACAACCCACCCCGGCACUCCCUCUCCCUCCUGGAUGAGAUAUCCAGCACCAACCCAGCAAGCCUGCAGCUGCUGGAGCAGCACGGUGGCGGCAUGGUCGCGGCCGCCAGGAACGCCGCGGCACCGGCUGCGGCUGCGGCGCCGCCCGCGGCGGGGAAAGGCGGGAAGGAGCCGUCGCCGCGGACCAACCCCAUCGUCAACAGACCGCCGGAGAAGAGGCAGCGCGUGCCGUCGGCAUACAACCGCUUCAUCAAGGACGAAAUCCAACGCAUCAAGGCUGGCAAUCCCGACAUCUCGCACAGGGAGGCCUUCAGCGCUGCUGCCAAGAACUGGGCCCACUUUCCACAUAUCCACUUCGGCCUCAUGCCGGAUCACCAGGGGCUCAGGAAGACCAGCCUCCUACCUCUACCUCAGGAUCAUCAGAGAAAGGAUGUGCUUCUAAAGGACGGGCUUUACGCUGCGGCCAACAUGGGGGUUGCUCCGUAUUGAUAUUAAGCUAGCAAAAACUACAUCAUCGCCGAGCUUCCUUAACUAGCUCUCCUACUUUCAACUAGCACUACCAAGUUAUAUAUCUCUAGCUAGCUAGGUCUUUUUUUUUUAUCCCCUUUCAGUUACCUGAGUUCGUCUUAUGACCUAUAUUUAAGUGACAUAUAGAUCUAGUAUGUCUGCUAUCUUUAAUUAGCACACUACAUGCAUAUGUUUUGCAUGUCUGCUAUAUUUUGCUGUAGUACUAACCGCGCAGUCCUAGUCAUGCAGUCGCGCGGUAUAAUCAACCACCGCAAUAUUUUCCCAUC
Molecule: messenger RNA, 1802 nt
Organism: Brachypodium distachyon (stiff brome)
Lineage: Eukaryota; Viridiplantae; Streptophyta; Magnoliopsida; Poales; Poaceae
Product: protein YABBY 3
Exons: 7
Coding region: 550-1497 (315 amino acids)
Biological process (GO): abaxial cell fate specification; cell fate commitment; polarity specification of adaxial/abaxial axis
Cellular component (GO): nucleus
Source: RefSeq, a predicted model, not a curated record